This is a messenger RNA of Funneliformis geosporum, 132 nucleotides long. The record is from the annotation of a GenBank genome assembly. Lineage: Eukaryota; Fungi; Glomeromycota; Glomeromycetes; Glomerales; Glomeraceae.
AUGACGCAAGAGUUCAACGUUGGCGCAGCUAUUGAAUACACCCUUGCAGAUCAUACCAAUAAUAUUGGCUCUUUGCUUAUUACCAUUUAUGGAAAGUUAAUAUUUCUCGUGGUGACACGCAUACAUUUAUAG